Molecule: messenger RNA, 931 nt
Organism: Sphaeroforma arctica JP610
Lineage: Eukaryota; Ichthyosporea; Ichthyophonida
Exons: 5
Molecular function (GO): protein binding
Source: RefSeq, a predicted model, not a curated record
AGUCAAUCGGCCAAGUUGGUACACACUACAUCAAAGCGAACCGUUUGACACGAGAACAGAUGAGCGAUGUUUAUGAUGCAAGUCGGCUUUGGGAGUUUCCUGUGGUGCCGGAGAACGAGGAUAUGCGUGAAAGAGUCCUCGAAGAAUACUCAUUUGAUACCCAUCGGGAUAACAAUCUCUCGACCUUUGUGCAGAGCUUAGCCAAUUCACUUGCGACAAUUACUCGUUGCAAAGUGGUGUGUCUGACUAUUGUGAAGGGCGAUAAGCAGAUCUUCUACGGAAACCAUGGACUCAAAGUUAACACAACACCUCGGUCACAGUCAUUCUGUGCCCAUGCGAUAAAUAAGCCGAAGGAGCCUUUAAUUGUGCUGAAUGCGUUGGAAGACAACCGCUUCGCCGAAAACCCGCUUGUUCUGGGCGAUCCGAACAUCAGGUUCUACCAUGGCGUCCCGUUGGUGAAUAUGGACGGUGCAGCAUUGGGUGCCCUGUGCAGUAUUAAUGACCAGCCUUCACGGCUGCGGCCUGACCAGGAGGCAGCGCUGAAUUUGAUGGCCAAGAUGUGCGUGGCUCAAUUAGAACUCGUCCGUAUAUUCCGAAUGGCAAGGUUCGACGAUGACGAAAACCGGGCCAAACGAGCGAAGACUAUAAAGCAUAUCCGUAAUGUGUUGGGGAAGAACAUUGCCUUCCUACCUUCGUCAAACGCCAGGCUGCAUGUACACAUAGAGAACUCGGGCAAUGUAUACGACGAGUUUGAGAAAUUGCUACGCGAUGAGAAUGGCAGCAUGAUGAUGUUCUUUCAACUCGGCAAAGAACAAAAUCUCGAGCAACUCAUGUUCUGGCAGCUGACUGAGGUUUAUAGAGAACGGCCCUGUGUGGAAUACCUGGUAGGCGCUGUAGACGCCUUCUUGAUCACGAACUCCCAAUAUGAGGU